GUUCGUGUCACUUAUUCAAAAUAAAUUUAUAGAAAAUAGUGGCAUUUUCAGACUGUUAGUUACAGUUAGUCAUAUUUCCUUCUUUUGCUUUCCAAAUACUCUUAUUUUCUCAAGUUGUCGUCGUCAACUUGAGACGGAAGGGGAGACUGGGGUCUAAAGCAUCAUUCUCGUGACUGGCCUUAAAAAAUCUACUAGAUUUCAGAUUGAGCCGUUUAAUCUUGGGGAGAUUUUGGAAGAUUCGCCAUGGAGGGAAGUAUUAGAGUCAGCUUACCGCCUGUAUCACUGAAGAUUGUGGUGUCAGUUCAUUUUAUUCUAACGAUAUGGGGUGAUCAAUAUGGAUGGUUACCAGCCUCUUAUAUAUUCUGUAACUUAGCUGUUCUGGCCCUAGGAGUCUGGGCAAUAGCAUCAGCAAGUAAUGAAGAUGCCUCCCAAUUGUUUCUGUUGGGAAUGCUUUUUACUAUCAUUCAGGACAUCAUAAUUAUAGCCAUCUCUUAUACCUCUGAUAACACGGCUUCCCAUUACAGGUUUUGUGUGGGAAUGGCUAUCUUAAGUUUGAUUUUGAAGCCCCUAUCAUGCUUGCUUAUUUUUCAAAAUCACCGCAAUAGGGGUGGAGGAGAAGGUUACAGCUGGGCAGGUUCAAAUUAUGUGACCAUAGAAGGCCAGUCAAGCUCACAGCCAGCUCCUGGACACCCUUGAGAGAUUAAAUAUCAAUAUAAUUGAUGCUUUUAAAUAACAAACAUUAACUCUGACGUUAUCAAAAAUGUCAGUCAAGUAACUCAUCUAUUAAGUAUCUUAAGUUUCCAAACUUUUCAUGUAGUAAAACAACAUGUUUUUUAAAUGGUUCAAAGUUUUUAUUUUCUCCUUUACUAAUUUUCUAGAAUUAAUGUGUUAAAUAUAGUAUUUGGAGCUCUCAAGUUAAUUUGUUGCUAAAAGUUGAGAUCUCGGAUCUGACAUCACUUUUCUGCUGUGGGUGGUAGGGUGGGGCAUGCUCAUGCCAGAAAUUGAAGUAAACCCACCAACCCACCUAAUGGUGGCUCUGCACAAGGAUUUUCACUGUUGGAAAGUGUUCGGACCCAUUACAAAGGAAAUAAGUAGUAAGUUCUAUCUAGAAACAUAAUUUAACUCUUUAACACCCUAACAUUAAUAUUCAUAUUCUUAGCACUGUUCUUGAUACACUUCCCAAGGCGCUGACAAGGAGAAUUUGUCGAACAACCAAGGGCUUCUCUAGUUGGUGAUCAGUUCUUUUAUUCUUGUGACCUUAGUGCUUGAUGCCAGGGUGAUAUUGUAAGGAGAAAUUAGAUGCUGGUCACUGUCAGGGGUGAAAGGGUUUAAGUUUAGAAUCUCGAAUCAACAAUUUCAUUGAGAAAUAAUAGUUUCAGCAUAAGAGGGAAAGAUUGAAUUUGUUUUCAUUUAUUUCACAAUUGACUUAGGAGACUAGAGAGCUCUGGGUUGUUGUUAUGGAGAUUGAGAUAUUUUUUAACUUCAGAACUUAAUAUGUUUUCAAAAAGCAUGGUAAUCAGCUUGAUUAUCUUUUAUAAAGCAGUACUAAAUAAAUGUUAAUUACAGUAAGUUAUAGACCUCCACAUGGAGCAGCAUGUACCAAUCUGAUGCAUGCAUGAUGUAGUACUUUUGUAAGCAAGUGCCAUUCUUGAUCAUGUAUAAUGCAACAAACAUGAAAAAUUCCGAAUUAAUAAUAUUUUACAGUUUAAAUUGGCUCUCAAUAGCUGCUACUGUCAAUGUUUCUUGACGGAAAUUACUAAAAUUAAGUAUUGCUUGUCAUUUUGUAAUAUGAACCAUUUUUCUGAGUAUGUGGGAGAAAAUUUAGAGCACAUCUGGGGAAAGAGUAGAAAAGGAGAAUCAAUUUUGGUAUUAUGAAGCAUUUCAUUUGGCAUAUACCAUUUUCUCGGUUUUUUUCUCUUUUCAAGAAGUUUUAGAGAUUAAUAUAAUUAAUUUACAAAAUAUUACCAAUGUUACAAUUCACUCCAUGCAUUGAAUAAUGCAGGCAUUGAAUUCAGUCAAUUUUUGAAAUAAAUACACACUUGCCAGUCAUCUCAUAUGAGCAUGAUUUCAAUCCAUAUUGUUAGAUUUUGACUACAUGCUUCUAUAAUUAUCUGAAAUAAAUAGAGCAGUUGAGUUGUCUUGA
Stylophora pistillata is the source of this 2143-nucleotide messenger RNA. RefSeq names its product type-1 angiotensin II receptor-associated protein-like. NCBI's taxonomy places the organism in Eukaryota, Metazoa, Cnidaria, Anthozoa, Scleractinia, Pocilloporidae. Gene Ontology annotation, biological process: angiotensin-activated signaling pathway. The record is from RefSeq and is a predicted model, not a curated record. Gene Ontology annotation, cellular component: plasma membrane.